This is a messenger RNA of Psammomys obesus (fat sand rat), 382 nucleotides long. Its product is annotated as acidic phosphoprotein-like. Lineage: Eukaryota; Metazoa; Chordata; Mammalia; Rodentia; Muridae. Bases 36 to 275 code for a protein of 79 amino acids. The record is from RefSeq and is a predicted model, not a curated record. The transcript is spliced from 2 exons.
GCAUCAGCUUAUGGACACACGUGUUGGGGCGUCUGAUGAGCGAGUUAACAAGUGUGGUUAACACAAGAUAUAGAUGGAGGCAAAACACAAAUGUAAAUAAAAUACUGAAGAAGAGGAAGAAGAAGAAGAAGAAGAAGAAGAAGAAGAAGAAGAAGAAGAAGAAGAAGAAGAAGAAGAAGAAGAAGAAGAAGCCGCUACAACACAUACUUGUCGUCUCAGUACUCAGGGUACAAAGACAGAAGGAUCACAAGUUUGAGUCCAGUCCAAGACAGUGAGAGCUUGUCUCAAAACAGAACAAAAGCAGUGAACACCUAGAAAAAACAACUAGAAGGAGUGAAAACUGUUUUUAUGAGAGCACAUUCUUUGGCACGGCUGCUGCUGA